Molecule: messenger RNA, 4922 nt
Organism: Microbotryum saponariae
Lineage: Eukaryota; Fungi; Basidiomycota; Microbotryomycetes; Microbotryales; Microbotryaceae
Source: the annotation of a GenBank genome assembly
AUGGGCAUCGACAAUGGAGCGCCGUUCCUGCGCCAAUCAAUCGCCAAGGAGCCUCGCAGCCUCGUGGGCACGGCCACCGACCCGGCUCGACUCCUGCCGGCCAUUGAUGGUGACAAACCCAAAGGUAGCUUGUGAACUUUUUGCACCGCGUGGUUUCACUCGAACAAAUCAAAGAGCUUACCUACUUUGCGCCUCUCGGUUGCUUUCACCACGGCUCUUAGUUCUCCUCAUCGAUGCGUCCACCGCGUUUCGCGACCUCUGGAUCUCGAUUGUCGGCAGGAAGCACCGUGGCCGUUCGUUCAUCGACAUCGUGAUCGCAAGGCUCAAGGUUCUAAAAGAAGAACAAUCGUCUCUACAAGUCGUCGUCAUCCUCGACAAUGCGAAAUGGCGGCCCAAGCUCAAGGAGGCGACGGCUAAAGAGCGUGCCGAACGAUCGACGAUCGCGCCGGACAAUGUCGACGUCCGCUUCGGCGACUUUCGCACAAAGCCGAUCUGCUUGUCCUCGGAAGAGGUACAGGUACUCCAAGAACGUCUACCCCAACCUUCGGCGCCCAACGUCAACUCGGAUCAGAUCCAUGUGUGGCGAGUUGGCUCGGGCAUAACUUUCGUCAUGGCUCGCACUGAAGCGGACACCUACAUGUGCGCAUCGGCGCGACGUGGCCACAUCAUCGACGUGCGUCUCGACCCCCAAUCCACUGUUCUCUGGUCAGGGGACACCGAUUGGAUCUACGGCCUCCCUGCGUGCUUCUGUCGCUGGCGAAUCUACGAGGAGCGAACACCGUUGAAACUCGCCGAGGAGCUGAAGGAUGUUUCGCUCGACACCCUCUCCGUAGAUGAGUCCUUCGUAGCGCAAGCCGGCGGUACGAGGACCAAGAGGAAGAUCUUUUUACUCGUGGACCUUUUGGAGCUGAAGCAGUGGGGCACAGACAAGGCGCUGGUCAUGGCGGGGAUCGUCGCAGGAGGCGAUUACCUCAGCGGUGGGCUCCCUGGCAUCGGACUCCACCAGGCGUUCGAAAAAUACAAGUUUUGCCUCUCGUUCGAAUUCUGGCAAGCUCCUCUCGAGACGAUCCACAAAGCCUUCAAAGGCUACCUCGAGAACGAAGCGCGUCGAGGGUAUCCAACGUGCUCGGAACGAGAUGGCCGCGAUCUAUGCGCUCGUGGCGAACGACACCGCCGAGCGUUUCGACCGGCUCAAGGCAAAGAAGGCAUCUCCCACCACACGCAACAUCCCCCUCCGUGGCUUCAGGACGCCUUGGGGCGCACCCCUUCCUAGAGCGACGACGUUUCCACCUCAAGCUCCGGUUACACCCCCGCAGAGGACUCGACCCUUGUUCUCCACCACCUCCGCAACCCCACCCGCCAGCUGGCUGCUUUCUCCACCCCCGAUACCCCUAGCACCCACUCUCGCCGCCUUGACGACCGUCGUCACCGCUUCGGGUGUCAUCGCCGGACCUGCCACUCUCGCUGCACCUCCACUUCCCUCCGCGCAGCCACCCUCCCUCGCAGCGGCCAAGCUCUUCCUCAAGCAGCCCCGCAAGAAGAUGACUACGCUGCGUUCGCAAGCAUGGCAGGCUUUGGGUGCGCGCCCUGACCUUCGCAAGGAGUACCUCAAGGUGGUCACGAAGGUGAGGCACUGCCGGGAGAAGCUGGGCGCCCAAGUCGCUCGAGUACGGAGUCCUCUGUACCAAUCCAUCAUGGGAUACCAUGCAUGGAGGUACAUCGACACCACGAGGAUGGAGACCGGUCCGUUGCUCAAUCGAAGCAAGUCCAAGCCGGAAGGCGAGCGCAGACCGCAGCGACCCGCACCUCCUUUGUUGGAUUCGUCGAGUGCGAGUGAUCUCGAUGUCGACGAUCACGAUCUCGGCUCGGAGGAUCGGGCUUCGGGCAUGGGCGGCGGCACCUUGGACGAGGAGGAGGACGAGGUUGAUGGCGAUGAUGGCGAUGAUGAUGAUGAUGGGCAAGAGGACGAGUUCGGGGAGGACGAGUACGGGGAGGAUGAGAUCGGGGAGAAUGAGUUCGACGAGGGGGAGCCGAUGCCAGAUCCCAUCACUGCUCCUCAUGACGACGACUUCCAGGAUGUGGGCGAAUCCGAGGACGAGGGCGAGGGAGGGAGUCAACAGGGUCAAGGCACGCCGGCGGGCAAGGAGUAUCAUGCUCCUGUUCGACACCGAGGGUUGCGGGCGAGCGUGCGCGAGAUUCUUCCGCCCCUAUCACCCGACCAACCGGACGAGAACAAUACUCGGUUCAAGGACGUUUUCUCCUCGCUUAUGCGACUACAAACGCUCGCGCGAGAGCUCGAGUUCAAAGAGUUGGUGUGUUGGGAAUGAGGGUUAGGAACCGCGCGUUCUUUGGUAAUCUGUUUAGAAGCGCUCGUCUGUUUAGUGAAGCCUGGCGAUGCGCAACCAACUCAAAGUCCUGAACGCAGUCCUGCUCGACUACCUCAACGGAUGGACCCAGAGGGACUGGCACGAGAUCGCGUCGAGCGACUCGGCCCUGGUGACGAGGAUGCGUGCCGUUAUUCAUGCGCUCCAGCCCCAUGAUUCCCUCACGUUAUCUCGUGUCUCAAAGAAACCGGGGCAACUCACGGCGACCGUCUCAGUCGACCUCGCAACGAUGACCCCGGCGGAGUAUGGUCGGCACGUCGAACAGUUCGAGGGAGCGGCCAAUGAUGAUGGUUCUCUCCUGUACAACGCGGUGAGUCGAUUAGUCUGCGAGUUCAGAGAGAGAGAUCCGCCAACUUGAAGAUGGAGGAGUUGACUCGUCGACUCGGAAUCACUUAUUUUGCGGCGGUGAUGUAGGCUUCAGGGUUGCUGGCCUCGGCCGUCAAGGAACUUCGAGCGAAAGGAGUCUUCCUCCCCCGCUACAAGCUCGACUCGGAAUACUACCGACACGUGGCCAAGCGUUAUGCGAAGGCUAUCCUUGGAUGGAAAGAUCGAGGUGAUUACGUACUCGCCACCUACGCCCGGCACAUGUUCGAGUCUCGUGACAUCGAAUCGGCGCUUUCGCCGCUCGACCCGGACGACGAGUUCCGUCAGCCCAAGGGGCGCAAGCGACUGCUCGACUGUCUCGUCACCGCGCUCUCGGAGGUCCCAUUUCCCUGGCGCUCCCAUCGAGCGGACCUCGAGGCGUUGGUGGCCGGGAUCGCCAAAGACCAGUCUGAUCCCGACCACGAACACCUCUGCGCGGUCAUGCGAGCGUGCUUGCAAGAGGCUUGCGGAAGUCGAGACCAGCGGAUGCGAUGGGGAUUUGGACGAGAUCAAGCUUCCGUCACUCGUCUGCUCGGCGCCAAGCUCUCCGAUUUUGGACCCGGCGGCAAGCUCAAAAACCCGAUCGCGCUCCUGCCCGUCUACCACCAUCUUCUCCUCGAAUCCGGACAUGGCAGGGGCAUCGUACCCGUGAGUCCGACAUUCGACAGCUGGCACUCUGUCACCCCAGCCGGUGUAGCGAUUGAGUGCUGACCUUGACUGCGUUGGGGAAUCUGUUUGUUGUUCGGACAGAGUUUUGUGAACUGUUCGCCGGGGUAUCUCGGCGCGAUCCUCACGUACCCCGUCUCGCUCGUCCGAACGCAGCUCGACUGGUUGAACAAGCUUGUUGCUGCGUCUGUCGUCAAUGACGUAUCGGAGCCCGCGGGUAACGCCGCAAGUCCGACUCACUUCCCCGUCCUUCGAGCGUUGCUAGGAAGAGGGUUCAACCUGAUCUUCACCACAUCUAAGGACGAGAAGACGAUGCACGUCAAACCGGAGUGGGCUCGUGACGCAGUGGCCGGCGUCAAGGCGCUGCAGCACCUCUGUUUCGGCCGACCCCUGGCUGGCUCGGACCCGUCGACCCCGACCGUCCCACCUGAGCUAUCCGAGGAGAGGCUUCUCGAGUCGGACGCGUUCGCUGCCUUUGGUCCUCGCCUCGUCGACAUCCUCUUCGACACAGACAGGAUUCUCGACAAGGACGAAAUACCGGCGGGGUCGUUCACAACGAACGGACACCGAGUUCGUCUACGAGUCUUGAACGUGUCGAGCGUGGCAUCAACAGAGCGUAACAAGUCCUGGUACAACAAUACCGACGUCUCAAUCGGCUCCGCGCUCGACCGGACGGUGGCCAAAGCCCGGCUGUGGCUCCGCUUCCAAACAAAAGGCAAGAAGGGCCCGCGAGUGGUCAAGCACGACUUGGAGCACUAUGUCGACGGCAUCAAGCACGUGUUCCGCUUAUCGUAUGCUCGACCGGGAUCCGCCGAGAAGCCGAGCCGAAUUGACGAGUUGGAACGCAAACUCCGAGAACGCGCGGUGGCGGCCGCUCCCAUCCCUCUCGAUCCCGAGCGCCAAGCUCUCAUUGAGCGCGAAGCCGUGCGAGUCGAGUACGUGUCCUGGAAGCGAUUCCGAGAUGUACCCAUCGUCGGCGGUCGCAUCUGCAUCCCGUCGAUCCACAACCCCGAGGCACGUCGAGCGGUAUUGGGAAGGCUCCAAGAGCACUCGAACAAGAAAUUUGGCACCCAGGUGAGUCGAGUUUGCUCCUAUGUUCCGUGCGUCGGACGGAAGUCGGCAGGGUAGCAUUUUGGCUGAUGAAUUCGCCUUUGUCCGUCGUCGAUUGGGAUAUGUUUGAUUCCGCAGCACGCCGUAGCCACGGAGGACCUCAUUGCGGUGUUUGAACAACGUGGCGACCUCUUCCGUGACCUCUGGCGUGCUUUCGAGGAUUCGAUCGUCAUUUCGAUCGAUCUCGGUCACGCUCGGCCGGUCACUGCCGUCGCUCGUGUUUUCACGCACGACGAGACGGCGGCCUUGGAGACGUUCCGGUUCGGCAAAGAGGGGCUUGGAGCUAUCGCAGCGGAAGGCAAUCGCAAAGGUGCCUGUCAACGCGCGAACAAGACCCAUCGUAUCAACUUUCAGGAACUGAGGCCGAGGAACGAAGUGCGUAAGUACGAGAGCCGAUGA